UAAGUGCAGAAAAACGAUGUAGCGCGACAGAACGCGCGACAAAGAGCAGCACUAGGUGCAAUAUUGCCGAUCGUCGGUGCACGCGAAAUAAGACGAUAUCUGCUUGUGUAUGACGUGAUCUAACCGGAUCUACUUACGUACGCAGAGAAAAGAGCGGCUCCACUUUUCCAUCUAGUUUGUCUAUCAACCGGAGAUCUAAAAUAUCUCGGACGAAAAUGGCCAGGAAAGUCUGUCACGUCACAUUGAUUAUUUCAUUGUUGAUCUGUGCUCAUUUGGGAAUGGCUGCCCCUAAUUGGGUGUCCGAUUUUACAGACAAUAUCAACAGAGAGGUGAUGAAUUUAACGAAAAAUUUGGAAACACAGAUAAAUUAUACAGUACAACAAACGCUUGCGGAAGUCAACAAAACACUCGAGAAUCUACCAAGAGAUGGACAAGGACGUUUAAUAACAAAUGGACAAGUAACAACUGGCGGCAAUAUCAUAAAUUUCAAAUCUGUAAAUGGUGUUAGUAUGACACAGACAAUCAAUUCUGAUUAUAAAAACGGAGAACCAUUCGUGAUUGUUGUUAAAGAACGAAAUGAUGGGAAUUAUCUUUAUCACGACGAGACUUCUUACUAUCCAAAAACUAAUGCUACCGAGAGCAUUCACUGGAGAUUGGAUCUCACAAAUUCAGAUGCUGAACCUGAAUUCUUCCCGAACGAGCAAUAAAACAAUAUUUUAUUUUCAUUUUUAUUUUCAUGUUCUAUAUUACAGUUUUUGUACUUGACCCAUUAUUGUACAAAUUUUUCUAUUAAACGUAUUUGGCUGAAUUUUAAUAUAUAGGAGUGGCUAAUU
Messenger RNA from Trachymyrmex septentrionalis, 833 nucleotides. RefSeq lists its product as uncharacterized. The record is from RefSeq and is a predicted model, not a curated record. The transcript has 3 exons. The coding region runs from base 216 to 707 and encodes 163 amino acids. Lineage: Eukaryota; Metazoa; Arthropoda; Insecta; Hymenoptera; Formicidae.